UGGUAUUCCUGGUCCCAAACCGUAUCCAAUUAUAAAGUUACUUAAAUCUAUGUUUUCAGAGAAUCAUCACGACUUGACUUUGAAUUGUUACAAAAAAUAUGGCAAACUUUAUGGUCUAUAUUUCGGUGAUCAACCAAUUCUUUGUACAUCUGAUCCGGAAAUUGUUAAAGAAAUUAAUUUUAAAAGCUUCCACUUAUUUACCGAUAGAGACGACUUUAUAUUUGGCGAUGAAUUGCACGACAGAGCACUGUCUAGUCUAAAGGGAAAUGAAUGGAAAAAUAUGCGAUCAAUUAUAUCUCCGACCUUUUCUCCGGGAAGAAUGCGUGCAAUACAUCCGAUUAUCAUUGAUUGUGUUCAACGAUUGGAUGAAUAUCUGGAGUCAAAGAUGUUGAACAAAGAAGAAGACAUUGAAAUGAUUAAAACAAUGGGUUGUCUGACAAUGGAUGUGAUCGCCGCCAGUGCUUUCGGUACGAAAAUAGACGUCUAUAGUGACGGAAAGCCCAAUGAGUUUAUAUUGAAUGCUAAAAAAGUGUUUUCAAUCGGCUGGAGAUACUUAGUAUUGAAACUAUUGUUGUCUUUUGGCAAAAAUUUUGCAAAAGCCGUAGGAUUUAAACUAACACCGCCGUCGGUCACAAAAUUUUUCACUCAAGCGAUCCAAUCAAUUAUAGAUCAACGAAAAUCCGAGAAAAAUGUCAAACAUAAAGAUUAUUUGCAAUUGAUUUUAGACGCAAAAAAUAAAACAUUUGAUACAAGCGAUGAUAAAGACAUCGUCGAUGAUAAUAGCGAACAAAUUUACGGGAAAUCAGACAAUAAGAUUAAUAUGAAAACAAUGAAUAAAAUAAGUAUCACAGACACAGAUCUAUUGGCCUCGUCUUUCAUAUUUUUUGUGGCCGGCUAUGAAACUACUUGUUUUCUGUUGUCAUUACUUUUCUAUAGACUGGCAUUGGAUGAGGAAUGUCAGCAAAAAUUAUAUGAAGAAAUACAACAAUUUGAUGGUCAAUACGAUUACGAGACAAUCGCUAAAAUGCCAUAUUUGGAGGCCUGUAUUGCAGAGACACUUAGACUAUACAAUACGUUUGCGUCCACACAAAGAGUUUCAUCGCAGGAUUAUUUAAUUGAGAGUAUUGGCUUAGAAAUCCCGAAGGGAAUGAUCGUUAACUUUGAUAUCGAAACUUUACAUCACAAUCCCGAAUACUAUCCCGAACCCGAUCGUUGGGAUCCCGAAAGGUUUAUGCCCUACAAUCGGGAUAAGUUAGUUCCCUAUACUUAUAUGCCGUUUGGUUUGGGUCCCAGAAAUUGUGUGGGAAUGAGGUUUGCAUUGAUGGAGACAAAGACAACCGCAGCCUAUUUGGUCAAUAAAUAUCAUUUGUUUCGGACAACAAAAACAAAAGUACCGUUAAUUGAGAUCAAAACGCAAUUUAGUCGUAAUUUUGAAUCAAUUGAUAUCGGAAUGGAGUUGAGAUAAAAUUUUUGAUAAAACUAUUAUUAUAUAAAUGUAUUUGAUUAAUAAACAGCCCACCCUAUAGACAACCCACCCUAUAG
Messenger RNA from Oppia nitens, 1542 nucleotides. Its product is annotated as cytochrome P450 3A56-like. The record is from RefSeq and is a predicted model, not a curated record. The transcript is spliced from 5 exons. NCBI's taxonomy places the organism in Eukaryota, Metazoa, Arthropoda, Arachnida, Sarcoptiformes, Oppiidae. The coding region runs from base 50 to 1465 and encodes 471 amino acids. Gene Ontology annotation, molecular function: iron ion binding; oxidoreductase activity, acting on paired donors, with incorporation or reduction of molecular oxygen; monooxygenase activity.